Molecule: messenger RNA, 3000 nt
Organism: Larimichthys crocea (large yellow croaker)
Lineage: Eukaryota; Metazoa; Chordata; Actinopteri; Sciaenidae
Product: alpha-2B adrenergic receptor
Biological process (GO): regulation of smooth muscle contraction; platelet activation; G protein-coupled receptor signaling pathway
Cellular component (GO): plasma membrane
Molecular function (GO): epinephrine binding; alpha2-adrenergic receptor activity
Source: RefSeq, a predicted model, not a curated record
UCUUCACUUUUCACCUGCUGAUUAUUUAAAACACUUUACAUUUGUAUUAAAGUUCAGUCCUGGAGUAAAACUUGUGGUGCUGAAGCGCACAGUCCGGGCUGUGGACCGUUUGGAGUCCCGGUGAAGCUGCGCGUAAAAAGGCGCGUCCUCGUUUGUCCGGUGAACAUCCGCAUCAGUUCCUCCACAUCUCCCUCAGCGAGCGGAGUCUGUCUCCGGUGUCCGGGCUGGAAGCACACAAACCGGGAUAUAAACGCGGAGCCCUGUGCGCGCGGAUCCAUCAGCUGUUUUUAUUCUUUGUGUCGACAUUUUUUAUGAUAUUUUUUUUCUGCGUUUCCGCGGAUCUAAACCGGAUCUCCGUUUGUGUAUUUGUUCUGACCCAGUCUGAGAUCACACCAUCCUGAGUGGACCUUUUUGUUUCUGGGUUAGUUUUUACCGAAAUUUUGCGUAUUUGCGCAUGAAAAAUAAAGUUUACAAGUUUUUGGCACAGAGUGACGCAGCUGAGGAGAAGAGCUCCACGCCGCAAUCUUCCUCAUGGCUUCGCCUUGACUGACAACCAUCUGGUCCCUCCUCUUACCGGGGAAAUCCUGGUUUUCAAUGGUCUACCAUCGAAACACCCUUUUGCUGCCUCUCACUCUGUAAGAGACCAUUCUUAAAAUCUCCCCUCGUCACCGCCAUGGAAGCUGCAUCAGAUGCACCUUGCCCGUCGGAGCUCAGCGGACUCCCCUGCAACCAGAGCACCGCCAGGACCUCGCCGUACACCCCGCAGGCCACCGCAGCCUUUGCCAUCAGCAUCACCUUCAUGAUGAUCGUGACCAUCGUCGGAAACAUCCUGGUCAUCAUCGCCGUCCUGACGUCGCGAUCCCUCACGGGGGCUCAGAACCUGUUCCUGGUGUCGCUGGCUGCGGCGGAUAUUUUAGUGGCCACGCUUGUUAUCCCCUUCUCGUUGGCUAAUGAGCUGCAGGGGUACUGGGCGUUCAGCUCCAUUUGGUGUGAAGUCUACCUGGCGCUGGAUGUUCUGUUCUGCACUUCCUCCAUUGUGCACCUGUGCGCAAUAGCACUGGACCGUUACCUGUCAAUCUCCCGGCCCGUGUCCUACGGCGCCAAACGUACUCCCAAACGGAUCAAAGCGGCCAUUAUUGUGGUUUGGCUGAUCUCGGCGGUCAUCUUUCCCCCUCUUUUCACCCAGGACAAGAGCAAAAGAAGGGAAGAGGUGUGCGAGCUGAACGACGAACGCUGGUAUAUCCUGUACUCCACUGUCGGCUCUUUCUUCGCCCCUUGUGUGAUCAUGAUUCUGGUGUAUGUUCGGAUCUAUCAGAUCGCUAAGCAGCAUACACGCUGCCCGCCCGGACAGAAGCAUAAUGCGUUAGCGGGAGGAAAGGCCAAUGUGGAAAACAGCAAGCCUACGGUGAAGUUAUCUGAGGAGUCACAACGGAACGGGAGCCAACAAGAAAAAACCUUCAUCAAAAUGUCUGACUUGGAUUCAACCCGGUCAUCGCUGCAUAACCCACUCAGGAAUACCACGAGCCCGGACACUCAUUUAAGUACCGUUCCAGUCAAAAAUCCACCUCAGUUCCCCAAUGUGAAAUCCUCACAGCUGUUCCCCACAAAGAGUCCCAAACACAUCCGACGAAGAGGCGAAGACUUCCCCGACAACACCUCCAGCUCCGAGGGAUCUGAGGGUGUUGGCGAGCAAGAUGCGAACAAGACCGACGAGCAAACCGCGGGAUCGUCCCAAAGCAGAGGGUUUAAAGGUCAGGUGCAAAACCUGGCCUGCAGAUACAAAAACACAAUAGCCACAUCGUCCGGCAUCAAACUGGUAGCAGAGGAAACACCACAGAUUCAGGGGACGCCCAUAUCCCGCCGCAAGGCGAUGGUGAACCGGGAGAAGAGGUUCACCUUCGUGUUGGCCGUAGUGAUGGGAGUGUUUGUGAUCUGCUGGUUCCCAUUCUUCUUCACUUAUUCUCUAAAGGCGGUGUGCCCAGAGACCUGCAGCGUCCCCGAACCUUUGUUUAAGUUCUUCUUUUGGAUCGGCUACUGCAACUCCUGCCUCAACCCGGUCAUAUACACCAUCUUCAACAAUGACUUCAGGAAGGCCUUCAAGAGGAUACUGUGCCGGGACACGAAGGGUACAUUCUUCUAGAAAGGGAAGUUUGUUUUGAAGCGCCGGCUUUCUGUGUUUGACCAGGACUCACCCUCUUCAGCAUCGACAUUUAAAGACUCGUACACUAAAGGAGGACAUUGUGUCCAUUUUCUCUCCUCUUAGUGUUCGUCUGGAUGCCGUUAUCUGAGUCACAGCAGCAGAUUUCAGAAAGCCACAGUCAAGCGGUUGAAUCAAUUAACUUUAAUGUUAUUUAAGAAUACGGCGUAAUUGUACAUUCAAUGACUCUGAUUUAAUUAUAUUUUGAAACGGAAGUCAAGAGAACACAGGGUCUGUGUUCAGUAAUUUAAAAGUGUUUUCGUGUGUUUGCAUGAGUUGCCUAAGGGUCUUACUGGAAGAGAACAAAUAUCACUAAGUGUCCUUUAUCGGAGAUAAAAUGGGCAGUCAAGAAACAAAAGAUCAGGAGAAAUGUGAGCGUCCUCUUCUCUGCGCCUCUGUUUCCCCUCUCGCUUGUUCUUCCUCCAUCUAAAGCUCUAUCUUGGGAUAAUGGAUGGAGAUUUCUCUCUCUCUCUCUCUGUAUUCCCUCGUCUCUUGGAUGUUACACCUCUCACUGGGAAUUGCUCAUUAGGUGACAUCCAGAGGCGUUAACGGAGGGGGGAAAACUAGAGCGAGAAUGAGCAGACGCUGCAUGAAAGAUGGCAAAAUCUACAUGUGAACGUGAUGUUCACUUCCCCCCCUCAGGCUUCCUUUAAUCUUUAAUCCUCCUUUAAUGUUAUUUUUCUCUCCUGAAAACUAAAAGUGACGUCAGCGCACGUUGAUUUAGGUCACUGGUUCUCAAACCGUGGGAACACUUUGAAUCGUCAAGUUUGCACUGGGUGUUUUAUUUUGAAAAUCAAACACAA